Messenger RNA from Kazachstania africana CBS 2517, 612 nucleotides. RefSeq lists its product as uncharacterized. The transcript has a single exon. Gene Ontology annotation, biological process: positive regulation of transcription by RNA polymerase II. The coding region runs from base 1 to 612 and encodes 203 amino acids. NCBI's taxonomy places the organism in Eukaryota, Fungi, Ascomycota, Saccharomycetes, Saccharomycetales, Saccharomycetaceae. Gene Ontology annotation, molecular function: protein dimerization activity; RNA polymerase II cis-regulatory region sequence-specific DNA binding; DNA-binding transcription factor activity, RNA polymerase II-specific. The record is from RefSeq and is a predicted model, not a curated record.
AUGUCAGAUAAAGAGGAGAAUAAUGGCAACACAUCACAGGAUAAAGUUAAUAUCAUAAAGGAAAGAAAAAAAAUUGAUAUCAAGUAUAUUGAAAAUAAAACCAGGCGUCACGUCACAUUCAGUAAAAGGAAACAUGGGAUAAUGAAAAAGGCUUUUGAACUGUCGGUACUGACAGGAACCCAGGUAUUACUAUUGGUUGUCUCUGAGACUGGUCUAGUGUAUACAUUCAGUACGCCGAAGUUUGAGCCAAUUGUAACGCAACCAGAGGGAAGAAAUUUGAUCCAGGCAUGUUUAAGCGCACCUGAUCAACUAAGCGAUGAUGAUGAGAAGGAUGGAAGCAAUCUUAAUAAAAGUAAUUUUAGUGAUAGUAGUAAUCUAUUCGGCAAAAAUGAAGAUGUUAAAAUGAAUAUUCGCCCUAAUGUAUCUUCUAAUCUUACCAUUCAGCAACCUGCGCAGCCUCAACGGCAGCAGUAUAAUGCGCAAAAUGAGCAAAACAUGGCUCAAACUGGAAUGAUUCCCCAGAGACAGGAAACGUAUACAUCAUCCAAUCCUUAUGUAGCCAAUGCUUUCUAUCCAAACUACUAUCCUGAUGUUUCAGAGAAUCAAUACUGA